UCUCCCCCCCACCCCCCCAUCUCGUCUUCCUGUGGGCCUGGGGUUUUACUUCCGGGUCCCAGCGUCAGUCACUGAGAAAGUCGACAUGUUCCCUCAGGUGGUGGGGCGACUCGGGGUCCGCGCCCUCCUGUGAGCCUCUGGGGCAGGGACGACGCUUGGCUGACGAGCGCGGCGGGACCGGCGGGCUCCGAGCCUGGACGCCCGGGCCGCGUCCCUCCCGCCGGCGCCCGCGCGGCGCUCCCGGCACCAGGGCGGAGAGGAAGGACGGGUUGCGACGUGGAGGGUCCCGCGCGCCGCUGACGAGCCGGUGCGAACGCGGGCCGCGCGGAACCCGAGAGGAGGGCAGUCCCGGCCGGGCGCGGCCCUUCGGCUCCCCAGCUCGGGGAGGCGGCCCGGGCGCGGCUCGUCCGCGGGGUCCGGCGGGCUCUGUCACGCUCGGCCGCGCGGGCCCGAGGGGAGCAAGCGCGCGUGCCGGCGCGGACAGCCGCUCGGCAUGGGGAGGAAGCUGAACCGCGACCUGCGGCCCGCGGGGACGGUGGCGCAGAGCACAGUUUUUGAGACAGUGUCCUUGAGUUCAGACUCUCUCUUCCAGAGGGCAGUUUCAAUUCUCCAUACUUCUUACUUGGACUCUGCAUCUGAGCAUGGUUUUCAGUACAGUCAAGUGACUUUGGUGAAAAAUGACAUUUUCUUAAAUGAGUACAAAACUUUUUACCAAGAAAAAAAAGCAAGUAACUAUACUCACGAAGAACUUCAAGAAACUUAUGGGUUUCUUCUGUUUGAAACUGAAAAUCAGGCAAAAUUGGUAUGUCAGCGUGGACUCUGUCUUGGCAGCAGUGCUAUCACCACUCUGGGUGACCCAGGGAAAGGUGUGUACGUUUCCAAAUACUCAGACUACCUUCAUGCAAGACCUUGGUACCAUGGGAAGUCUGGUUAUGUUGUAAUUUUUCAUCUAAUUAAGUAUUACCUCUAUGAACUUUCAGGCAGCACUGUUACUGAGCGACCCAGACAGAUCUGUCCUUAUAUGAUUGUAGCUUUUCAGUACAAGGAACCUAAAAAGAUGGCAGCACCAGCUCAUAAUCAUAAAAGCAUACUUGGACUCAGAGAAGAUGUUCUCACCUCUCCGUGGAAAGGGAAACUAAUUAUUCAAGGCUGUCUGCUAUGUGAUAUAACUCUCUGGUCCUCUUAUGGUAGUGCAGUGGUUCCAAAACAACUACCACAUGAACUAGAUUUUAAGUAUGUCAUGAAAGUGUCGUCUUUGAAAGAAAGGCUACCAGAAGCUGCUUUUAGAAAACAGAAUUACAUGGAGCACAAAGUCUGUUACCAAGAUAUGUGCUUCAGUAUGUAUGAGGUGGAGCUGUCAGACAAACAAGGGGAAAAAGUAGAUAAGCUAACAGAGUACAUUAAAAGGGAGCAAUUGGCAAUCAUCAAAUGCUUAGAAGAUCGAGAAUUUUUCAUUUUACUUACGUCGUCAGCCUUAAUGUCAGAAACAAGUUUCGGAGAGGAGCACAUGGGUCUGCGUGGGUUGCAUCUAUUCCAUUCAUCCCCGUCAGCAGGGCUGAAAAAUUUGGAAGUUGAAGAUGACAUCUCAUUGAAGGUGGUACCUAUUCUACCUGCCCUUAAUUGUGCCCUGCUAGAAGCAAAGAAAUCAUUUUCUGAAAAAGGAAUCUGUCUAAACACACUAGUAAAGCAUAAUUUUCAAGAAUUGUACAAGGUGGACAAAAAUCCUUCAGUGACUGCUGCUUCUCAGGAUGGAAGUAAAGAGACCGUGUUCUUUGGCAAAGUGUCCAGUGCUGUUGGCUCGACUCCUACAGCUGAGAAGUGCCCACUACAGUCUUUAACUCAGUUGAAGUCUUAUUUUUCAGACCCUGCCGGGUACAUCUUGGAGGUGUCUACCGUGUUAGGUUUAUUAGCAGAGCGUCCUCAGUCACCUUGUAUUUCAGAUGGGAUUUGUGAUGCUGGAUUUUCUUUAGUUAUGACUCCAGAUCCUGAAUUUCACGACUCAGAGGCAGAAGUAAGAAAAGAAACGGACACAGAAAAGGAUUCUGAAGAGAUGGUUAAGGCAAGGCAGGGAGCUCUGGUCCCACUGAGUCCAGCAUCAAAUCUGAGAGUUCAGCCUAAGAGAAAGGCCAGCACGCUCCCUGUGGUACCAAGUAAAAGGGUGAACUUGUGCCGUCCCUUUCCCAAAAGAACUCCUGCUGGAGCCCACAAGGGUCCAGACUCUCCCACAACUCUCAAGUUAGUCAAAGGACAGUUUCCUCAGAAAAGAAAAAGAGGUGCUGAAGUGCUGACUGCACAGUUUGUACAGACAACCAAAUUGAAUAGGAAAAACCAAGAAGCUCCUAUUUCUAAAGAUGUUCCAGUGGCAACGAGUGCUAAAAGGGCAAGGAAACGAGAGACCUCUCCCGUCAAAACUGUGCCGAGGGCUAAGCCACCUGUGAAGAAACCUCCACAGAAACAGAGGGUAAAUAUAGUAAAAGGCAAUCAGAAUCCCAGAAUCAGAAAGCAGCCACAGCCUGCCAAAAGAGAAACUGCUUCACAGCUUCAAUCUGAAAUUUCAGAUGGUCAAGAAGAUAUUGUUAGCAUAAACACAGCUCAACCAGAAAGUACCACAGUGGCUCCAAAAGACCCACCUGAAAACUCCAUUAUCAACUGUGACUCCCAGGCCCUAAAUAUGUUGGCUGAUCUUGCAUUAAGCGCUGCUACCUCUACCACACCAUCCUCUGAGCCCAGAAACUUUUCCUGCUCCUCUGAAUUGCCACAGAACGUUGCUUUGCUUUCUAAAGAACUUUCUCUGUGUGGCACAUCGGACCACGAAUAUCAUAGAGGAGUCAAAAGCCAAAAAGGUGGACCGUUACCCAAGGCCUCCUCUGAGAAGAGUAAUCCGACGUCAGACCCCACAGUCAGCCAAGAGGAAGAGAGCUCAGUUCCUGGCAGGCAGGCCCCCGCAGAAGCCCAGUCGGCACUUGCCGAGGAAACCCUAGGAGGUUCCGACGCGAGCCGAAGCUCUUUUGUUGCUGUAGAACAUUCCUACGCCCUGCUCCUUGCAGAACAUUCAAAGAAGCAUCUACAGCAGAGAGGGGCCCUAGGCCCCGCCUUUGCCAAGAAUGGCACAAAAGGCCCUGAAGCAGGGACCCCAGUGGGGAAAGUGAUGCCAUUUCGGCAUCAGCAGAUCACCUCCCCGCUGCAGAAGCCCUCCAGGGCCCCGGCGCUCAGGCGCAGGGGCAGGUUGCUGCCCUCCAGCCUGCAGGACUUCUGCUGCUCUCACACCGUGUCCAGCUGCGACGGCUCCUUUAAGGUCACUUUCACAUGUGAAGCGGAUUACGUGUUCAGCUUAGACAGCAAGUAUACCAACAACCCGCUGGAGAAGACUGUCAUCAGAGCGCUGCAUGGGCCCUGGAAUACCGAUUUACCGGAUGAUGUGGAAGAAGUGAAGCUUUUACUUCAUAUGUGGGUAGCUCUGUUUUACAGCAAUCAAAACAAAGUCAUACGAUCAUCCCGGAAAGUAGUAGAACACAGCAACCCAGCAAAAUAUGUGUCCAUAAAUAGCACGUUAGAGUCGUUUGAAUUCAGUGAAAUGGAGGAGUCCUCCAAUGUGGAAAGGUGCCCCGUAGACCCUCUGUUGGAGACUAACGAGGUUUCCAGAGGUCAUGCCGCCGAGGUGUCCUUCCCUGAUGCCGCCCCCCUGCUUCCUUUCGUGAAGCCGCCGCCUGUGAGAGGCUUGGAGCUCUGGGUGCAAAAUGAACAGAAAGAAAUGUUUGCAACAGCAGGUCAUCCAGAGUCCCCAGAAAGCCAGAAUUUCAUCUGUUCUUGUAAUAAUGAGAUAAUUCGGGGGAAAGCUGAACAAGAGUCAUCAGAUAAACUAGAGACUUCUAAUCUUGUGCUUUCUAGCAUUGGAAGCACCCAAACUAAUGGACGACCUUCUGUUCCUGCUGAAGAUAAAACCUUUGAGCCACUUGAUAGCACACAAGUGUCUUCUUAUAAUGAUACUGUCACACAAACCACAUUCGCCAAGACUUAUGAUGGGCUCAGCAGUCCAUCAGUGAUUUGUCAGAAGUCUGUGUACAGCACCCUUGAAAGCAAAGUUGAUAUUUUUCAUCCAAAAAUGCAAACAAAAACAGGUGCUUUGCAGGGCCUUAUCCAGCGUAGUAGCCCUGUAAACAAAGACUGUCAGCCGUCGUUGGAAAGGAAGGAUGAUAUGGGCUACGUCAUGAUUAAUCUGGAACCAUUUACCCUCACUUUUGAAAAAAAUGCCCGUGCACCAGUACAGACAGAAGCUGUAAAUAGAGCAGAUAACCCUGCAGGCUUUAACAUGGAGGUGAUUAAACAAGUCUUACCUGCUACAAGCCUUAGACAUCCUGUGUCCACGCUUGAAAAGCUGCAGACACAAGGUCUCAGGGACAUUCCCUUUCUGGAAGUGUCAGGACAAAAAGAUGCUAAGUACCUCUGUUGCUCCUCAUUUGCUAAAGAAAUGUGUUCAUCACAGGAAGAACAGGCUGCCGCAGCCUCAUCCUCACCGGCUGAUAACUCUCUGCUAACAGAGGCGCUAGCAUUGGUUACAGGUUCUAAUUAUCUGUUACCCAGAGAAGAAAUGAAACUCCCUCAAGAAUUUCUUCUGCCGCCUCAGAGUCUCUUCGGCAUCUCUUCGGAAGAGAUCAUAGAGCCCUGCCAGGUUGAAGAGUUUAUCUCAUCGUCUGCCUCUGCCCUCUUGGGAAAAAGGCACUCCCUUAACUGUGUCCAGUCAACAAGGAGUAUUUCGGAUGGCUCUUCAGAACUGAAGAAUGACAAGAGUGGUCUGAACAGUGAAAAUAUGAGUUUUGCAUCAUUUAAUUCCACAUUUACCAAACAAACCAGCCUAUCUGUGAAUAGAGAGGAGGUCAGCCUCGAGUUAUCAGAGGAUUCUGACCUUGACCUCACUCUCACCAUAUCGCCACCCACGAGUCCCCGGGAAGAAGCUCCCGCUGGUGAAACGGAGCAGCAACAGGAGGCCCCAUUACCCUGCUUAGGACUUCAGGAGACGGCAGAAGAAAUAAUUGAGCCCAAAGAGGUGCCUUUCUUAGAAAACAGAGACGUGGACUCUGCUGAUCACACGUCAAUGAAACCACUAGAAAAUGAGGAGAGAAAAGGUGAUAAUCUACAGACAGUGGCUUUCAUACUUCCUAAAGAAACGUGUGCCCUUGAGGUUGUGGAGGAAGUUCAUGUUGCUUCAGACUUCCCCUUUGGUUCUUUAAUUGAAGAAGUGUCACCAGCUUCUAGCCCUGACCCCCAGGGAGCAGGUGAAGACGCACAACCAGCUCGGGCUGCAUCUCCGAGGAGUUUAAAACCCUGUGAUGCGCGCUGUGAGGAAAGUGCUGAAGCCUCCCAGGUUGGGUCCGUGGACUUGGCCGUCGCAGAAAACGAAAAUUCUUUUGUUGGCCCCACCCACCCAGUGGGACAGGAUAACUUAACUCAGGUACAACACAUGCAGCUUUCUGCUGAAAUGCCUCUGCUGUUAAAAAGUCACCCAGGAAGAAAUGAUAGAUACAUAACCCUUCCUGGUGAAGUCGCUGAGGAGCCUGCCCCAGGUGAGCACGGCGAGGGCGCCGGGUGCCGGGGUGCAGAGUCCACAGAGUCGGUGCGGCCUGCCUCAGCUGCAGAGUGUGCGGGGGCGCACGGGGGCCUGGCGCUGCCCGGAGACCCGCCGCGGCCGGCGCGUGCCAGGGACAAGGGCCCCCACCGGAGUCAUCUUGUCGUGGGGACCAGCGAGCCUCCAUUUCGUCCUCAGGAGAGGCUGGAAAAGAAGUCUCUUGCUGUCAGCUCUGUUUCUCCAGCCGUACCAGGCGGUGUGGUGAACGCAUCAUUAAAACAGCAGACCUGCCCUAAGAGCCUGAAGGAAAACCUCUUGAGCAGUGAUGUGAAGACAAACGAACGCUGUUACAUCCUGGUUAAGUCCUUGCGCUCUGACCCGGUGGCCGGAGCUGAGGUCGCACAGGCCCACGGGCACCUGGAGCUCCCCGAGCCCACCCUCUCCUCAGGUGGGGCCACCCUAACCCGCAGUGCAGGACCCAGCAACGCAGGGACAGGGUUUCAAACGCAGGAAAUCUCAGUCGUCCGAAUGGCCAGUCUGCUCAAGAGUGAUGAAGCUGGAGCUGGGUUCCAGGAGGGAGCCGUGGAUCCGGGAGGAGUCGCCUCCGCGGAAGGCAGACCAGGACCGGCCCACGUGCUGCAAGACGGGUCACCGUGUGCAGCAGGAGAUGUGCUGAACAGGGGGCUUCUCCCCGUGUGUUUACAUGCUGCUGCUUACCAGGAUGCAGCAGCAGCUGGUGAAAGUAUCCGUACAGAGCCUUCUGCUUCCUUUGUUCCCAGACCUUGUGCCCCUCUUGUGUACGGGGUCUCUGCAGAGCAGGGAGAAGAUAAGAAUGCUGGUGAGGGGCUGAGGGCCGAGGGGAGCUCUGCGCCCCUGGGUGCAGGUGUGGGUGUCGGUGUGAACUCUGACAUCCAUUAUGAACCACUCUCUGGAGACUCCGAUCAGGACUCCCUUGGCGAGUGUGGAAAACCCGGGUUAGAUGCGGAAGAGUCCUAUGCUUUGCGAUGUAGUCACACUGAGAGGAAAGAAGGUGCUUCCAGAGAUGCUUAUGACUCUUUCCUGAGCCUGAACAAUCGUGAUCGUGCUGACUGGGGCUACGCUAGCCAGGUGCCAGGGGUGCCAGGGCUGGAGACGGGCGUACCUCCCAGAAACUGGCCCGUAGGAUUAAAGAAGGAAGAUAAGUGUGUGCCCUGUUACGUCCAAAUCAGAGAUCUCCGUGGGAUCCCCAGGACCUAUGCUAACUUCACCAUCACUAAAGAGUCCAGAGACACCACGAGGACUCUGCACAGCCUGCGGAGGCUCCCCGGCGUCACGGCCACGGGUGGCUUGUUCAGCUCCUGGACAGACACUUGGCAGGUGGCAGACGACCUCACCCAGAACACUUUAGAUCUGGAGUAUCUGCGUUUUGCACAUAAACUAAAACAAAUUGUGAAGAUGGGAGAUGCUCCGAGGUCCGCCCCUUUUGCCCUCCAGGUCGCCACGGGGGCUUUCCCUGCGACAAAGGUGCCCGCGUCCCCAGGGCUGCCUUCCGCUCCCCGCAGCAGAAGUCCCCUCGUGGUGACAGUUGUGCACUCGGACCCCAGACACCAGGGGCGGCAGGCGAGAGGCUGGACGCCCAGCCGUGUGAGACGUUCCUCCUCCUCCUGGAAGGAGAGGUGUGGCCACAGGAGACAUCAUCUCACAAACUCUGAACGCAGUCAGGCUGUUUCAUUCCACCUCAACAAACUGAAAUACAACAGCACGCUGAAGGAGUCCCGGGGUGACAUCGCCCUCAUUCUCAGUGAGUACGCCGAGUUCAGCAAGGUGGUGAGGAACAGCCACCGGGGCGUCUUCCAGGAGGGGGAGCCCCACGCCGCUUCCGGGGAGGCCGCAUCCCAGGAGCUGUGUCCCUGCAGCCCUCGGCCAGCGUCCUACGAGGACAUGGUGGCAGACCUGUGCACCAGUCUGCGCGUCAAGCUGGAGAGGGUCGUGAAGGAGGCUUGCACCAGGACCUUCCUCUUCCACCUCGUGGAGACAGAGGACAAGCCCUUUUUUGUAAGAACAAAGAACAUGCUAAGGAAAGGCGGCCACAUGGAAAUGGACCCUCAGCACUUCUGCCGGGCACCUCGCAGGGGGACAGACGUGCUCGUUGUCAUCAUCAGGAAUGAGGACCUGGCGUCACGCCUGCAUCAGAUUCCUUCUCUGCUGAAGCUGAAGCACUUUCCCAGUGUCAUCUUUGCCGGAGUCGACAGCCCUGAAGACGUCCUCAAUUACACCUACCAAGAGCUCUUCCAGACAGGUGGCUUUGUGGUGUCAGAUGACAAAAUACUAGAAACUUUAACAUUAGUUCAACUGAAGGAAAUUGUCAAAACCCUGGAGAAACUAAAUGGAAAUGGAAGAUGGAAGUGGUUGCUUCACUACAGGGAAAAUAAAAAGCUGAAAGAAGAUGUGAGAGUGGAUUCAAUUGCACAUAAAAAGAACUUAAUGUUGAAGUUGUAUCAGAGCGCAAACAUCAUCGACUUGCUUCCUUACCACCACUGCGACUCUCGACCAGCAACCAAAGCUGAGCCCCUGAAGUGUCUGCUAAACCUGCAGAUUCAGCACAUCCACGCCAGGUUCGCUGUCUUCCUAACAGAGAAGCCUGUGAUCUCCAGAGAAGUCUUUGAAAAUAGUGGGAUCCUUGUCACAGAUGUAAAUGACUUUAUUGAAAAUAUACAGAAAGUAGCGGCUCCGUUUCGGAGUAGCUAUUGGUAAUAAUAGAACUCUGACUCUCUCCCACGUGAGCUGGAAUGGACAGCAGAUACUGACACCUGUGUCUACGAGACACUAAGUUCAAAACCUCUUUUGUGCGCUUUACAUCAUGCUGUAAAUGUAAAGGGUUUGUUUAUUUAGGGGUGGAACUGCCGCUGGUUUGGCAUAAAUGGGACUUUCUCAAGUAUCACUAAUGAAAUAACUAACCUACUCUCUAAACGAUGAGCGUUUUCCCAGGUGGUCCACCUGCUGCCAGGACAGGAUGAUGUAGCCUAGGUGCGCAGACGUUUUCCCCAGUAGACAGCAUCUUAGGUAUGGAAUAGUUUCUUGGUUAUUUUGUUUUAAAGACGGAAUUAUCAGUUUCGUGUUUAUCCAGGUGAUUCAACUGCAGCUUGCCUAGACAUUGACAGCGCCAACAACAAAUUAGUAUUUUCCCUUCUCUUUGAAAACCUUUGAGAACCAAGUUGUUCUACAACUUGGGGGAAUGUUUUCCUUCAUAUUUUUUUUACACGUUGCUAGAAUGUUUGACUUGGUUCACAGCAGCACUGUAGUUUUCCAUUAGCUUUGGGUUGCAGUGUUCAAUAUUAUUGUUUUAAAUUAUUUUCAUUUUAAACAGAACGUCUUCACAGCUAUUAAUUGAACUUAAUGUUAAAAAGUAAAAUUUUACAAGUGUACUCAAUUGUAGCAAAAAUAAGUCUGUUUUAACCAGUAGCUUUAUUUUUGCAUGUUAAGGUCAAAAAUGCAUAUGUAAUGCAUGUUAAAAGUCUGUUUUAAAGUUUUUAACACCUGUGUAAAAACUACAAUCUUAAGUGGUUUUAUUUGCUGUUAUUCACGCUACACUACAUAAACAUCUUUUUCCUAAGUGGUACAAAUUUAUAAACUGUCAUUUUUCACUUACUCAGUUUUUGUAAAUAGUGCACUACAGACUCAACCCUGAGGAAGACAUAAUCACUUAUUUAUAUUAGAAAUAAUUUUUACAGUAAUCCUUAAAACUCAAAACCAAGCAAAAAACAUUUGUAAGAUACACAGUAUCUAUUUGGAACAAAGGUAUUUGUAACUAAUUUGUUGCAUUUUUUUUAAUAAAGACAACUAAAAAUCAUUCAACUGCUUCUACAGUGACUUCAUAGCAAAAAUUAAAUUUGUAAGGGAAUGUCUUAUAGCAGUUUAAAUUUUUUAGGCCAUUUAGCAGAAUAAGUAGCUUCCAGAGGAAUCCUACCACUUACCUCACCUUGGCCUCGUCCCUGCACACCUGCCCCGUGCUUCCCUCUCCCACGAGGGGACCUGCAGGACUCUCCGCCAGGCCCCUCCAGGGGUCAUGUUAGGCC
Molecule: messenger RNA, 9618 nt
Organism: Hippopotamus amphibius kiboko
Lineage: Eukaryota; Metazoa; Chordata; Mammalia; Artiodactyla; Hippopotamidae
Gene: TASOR2
Product: transcription activation suppressor family member 2
Exons: 22
Coding region: 494-8296 (2600 amino acids)
Biological process (GO): negative regulation of gene expression, epigenetic
Cellular component (GO): nucleoplasm
Source: RefSeq, a predicted model, not a curated record